AUGAGUAGAGAGCCGGAGCCAGUAUCUACAGCAAACGAUGCAGUAGCUUCUGACAUAACCCAAACGAACUUGGAGUCAAAUCUAAACCAAUUGUCAGUGGAGGCAUUGAGGUUCGUCUGUCGUGGUCCGGAAGAGCCCAUAGAAGAUGUGGGUGUGUCUGGAAAAGA
Messenger RNA from Racocetra fulgida, 167 nucleotides. The record is from the annotation of a GenBank genome assembly. NCBI's taxonomy places the organism in Eukaryota, Fungi, Glomeromycota, Glomeromycetes, Diversisporales, Gigasporaceae.